This is a messenger RNA of Bipolaris oryzae ATCC 44560, 345 nucleotides long. RefSeq lists its product as uncharacterized. Bases 1 to 345 code for a protein of 114 amino acids. The record is from RefSeq and is a predicted model, not a curated record. Lineage: Eukaryota; Fungi; Ascomycota; Dothideomycetes; Pleosporales; Pleosporaceae. The transcript has a single exon.
AUGAGAUUCAACGCUGUCAUCGCCUCCGCUAUCCUUGCGGCUACCGUCUCCAGUGCAGCACUUCCAGUGCCUGCCGAGGCCGCUGAGAAGCGCGAAGCUGAGCCUCAACUCCCGACAUGGCCGCGCCCUUAUGGACUCCCUUAUGGCAUGGCUGCCGAGAAGCGCGAGGCUGAAGCUGAGCCACAGGUCCCAACCUGGGACCGUCCUUACGGUUUCCCACACGGUAUGGCCGCUGAGAAACGCGAAGCCGAAGCCGAACCACAACUCCCAACUUGGCCACGCCCUUACGGUCUUCCUUACGGUAUGGCCGCCGAGAAACGUCAGCCAGAAGCUCUUGAGGAGUAG